UCGCUUUCAGAUGCGCUAUCACGGUCAGCCAUUUUUCUUAGACGAAAAUUUUUUAAAAACAACUUAUAAUUCUUUCUUUUUCAUCGCACAUUCAAAUAAAGAUGAACAAUAUCUUUUUUCUAAUAUGUUAGAAGUGUCAUUAUCCGAAGUAAACAUGGAUGCAGAUUUUGAAGAAUUGUCACAUGAUACAGAUAUUAUUACAAGAAUUAAACAAUUUCGCGAUAUAACGUUAAAAAUUGAAGAUACAAUUAAAUAUGCUACAGAUCCUGCAAUAUAUGAAAAACUUUCUAACACAGAUAAAAUUGAAUAUAAUCUAUUAAUGUCUUAUUGCUUAAAUAGUAUGUUUUGGAUGUAUUUACGUGCAGAAGGAAUUGAUCCAGCAAAACAUCGAAUAAAAUUGGAAAAUGAUCGUUUAAAGAAGUCUAUGGCACGUGCAAAAGAAAUUAAUGACAAGAAAACUCUAAUGCCUCAUAUAAACAAAGAUGCAGCACAAAGGUUUGUUAGAAAUGGAUUAUGGGAAAUAAAAAAUAAAAAAAAAUAAUACGAAAAUAAUAUAAAUAAUAUAAAUUAUAAAUAAAUUUGUAUUAUGAUUUAAGUAUAAUAGUGCAUUAAAUUUAUAAAAAACAUUUUUAAAUAUA
Messenger RNA from Apis laboriosa (Himalayan honeybee), 638 nucleotides. Its product is annotated as nuclear nucleic acid-binding protein C1D-like. The transcript has 3 exons. The record is from RefSeq and is a predicted model, not a curated record. Lineage: Eukaryota; Metazoa; Arthropoda; Insecta; Hymenoptera; Apidae. Gene Ontology annotation, cellular component: nucleolus; exosome (RNase complex). Gene Ontology annotation, molecular function: DNA binding; RNA binding. The coding region runs from base 11 to 541 and encodes 176 amino acids. Gene Ontology annotation, biological process: regulation of gene expression; maturation of 5.8S rRNA.